Molecule: messenger RNA, 4308 nt
Organism: Solanum dulcamara
Lineage: Eukaryota; Viridiplantae; Streptophyta; Magnoliopsida; Solanales; Solanaceae
Product: pre-mRNA-processing factor 39-2
Exons: 12
Coding region: 206-3850 (1214 amino acids)
Biological process (GO): mRNA 5'-splice site recognition; RNA processing
Cellular component (GO): U1 snRNP; U2-type prespliceosome; commitment complex
Molecular function (GO): protein binding
Source: RefSeq, a predicted model, not a curated record
AUUUUUCCAUAUUAUAAUACUCCUUAUGCAGUAAUUAGGGGAAAACAUAUCACCGGUUGGAGGCGCUGUUUCCGGCGAUUCACAGUCCGGUCUUCUUCAUCUUCAGUUCCCCAGCCAAAACCUGACCUCCCGUCUAUAUGUACAGAAAGCAUUCAGUCAUCAAACGUGAACCCUAGUUGGCUGCUUCCAACAGAGUUCUCCAGCUAUGGAGGAGGUGUACAAUCACAAUGCUGCUGACGGACCUCAUCCCAUUCUAGUUCAUAAUGAAAGACUUAAGGAUAUGAUUUCUGGAGGCUCAGAAGACCUUGAUUCCUGGUACUCACUGAUAACAGAGAUUGAAAAAACCUACCCUGAUGAUAGGAAUGCGAUUUGUUUGGCUUUUGACUCCUUUUUGUCUAAGUUUCCACUAUGCCACUGGCAUUGGAAAAGAUAUGCUUAUCAUGAGGCACGGCUGUGUAAUGCUGAAAAAGCUGUUGAAAUCUUUGAGCGAGCUGUGGAAUCAACACCAUUUUCUGUUGGUCUGUGGGUUGACUAUUGUACCUUUGCUGUGAAUUCGUUCGAGGAUCCAUUUGAUAUUCGUAGGUUGUUUACCAAAGGAAUCUCCCUUGUUGGGAAGGACUACUUCUGUCAUGUCUUAUGGGACAAGUACAUGUCCUUUGAGUUCUCUCAGGAGAAGUGGGGCUUCCUUACUCUAGUUUAUGUACAGGCUCUACGCUUCCCCACUAAGAAGUUGCAUAAGUACUAUGAGAACUUUAAGAAGCUUGUAACCAAUUUAGAAGAGGAGAUUCUACAUCUCAGUGAUGACAGCCGUGAAGUACAACUAAAGGAAUUAUCCGAUGCAACAGUUGCGUUAUCAAAUAAAGAAAUUGCUCAAGUUGUUAAGGACCUCCAGGAUCCUAGUGACAGUUCAAUCAGAGUGAAAGCACUGUAUAAGUACAGAUACUGUGGAGAUCAGCUAUACCGGAAAGCGUGUCAACUAAAGGAAAAAAUUAAAAGUUUUGAAUCAAACAUCCAGAGGCGAUAUUUCCAGGCAAUUCCUCUUGACAACUAUGAGCUGAAGAACUGGCAUGAUUAUCUCGACUUCAUCGAAAAGCAAGAUGAUUUUGAUUGGGCCCUAAAACUGUAUGAGAGGUGCUUGAUAUCCUGUGCCAACUACCCUGAGUUCUGGAUACGUUAUGUUGAUUUUAUGGAGACUAAGGGAGGACGAGAGCUAGCGAUUUUUGCUUUAGAACGAGCAACAAAAGUUUUCUCAAAGAAUGUUCCAGAAAUCCAUCUUUUUACUGCUAGAUAUAUGGAGCAAAUUGGAGAUCCAGAUGGUGCUCGUGCUUCCUUUCCUCCUAUUAAUGCAGAUUGGGACUCCUGUUUCAUUCAAUAUGUUACUAAUCGAGCAAAUAUGGAAAAACGUCUGGGAAAUUGCUCAGCUGCUUGUGAUAUUUACAAAAGAGCAAUUAAUAUGGCAGUAAAGGAGCAGAAAUUCCAAUGCAUUCCUAUGCUAUACAUUGGUUAUUAUCGUCUUCGACACAUGAUCACUUCUAGUGUGGAGGCUGCAAGAGAUGUAAUAAUUGAUGGAAUAAAGCGUUUCCCUGGUUUUAGACUUCUUUAUGAGGAAUUGAUAAGAUUUGCAAUGGUGCAUGAAGGAACUAAGCAAUUGAGCAUUGUAGACUCUAUCAUAGCUAAUGCAAUCUCUCCUGUGUCAGACGUAUCCCAAGAUUUGGAUGUAAAAGAUCGAGAGAGUAUAUCCUUAUUAUUUUUGGAGUUAGUUGAUCUUUGUGGUUCUAUCUCUGAGAUAAGAAAGGCAUGGAGUCGUCACAUCAAAUUGUUUCCUCAGUUCAUAAGAACCAAUACCUCAUCUAAACACAUAAGUACUGAGAAGAGUGCACUGAACAGCUUUACUGAGCAAAGGAGAAACAUUUCCUAUGUCUUAGUUAAUCAGCCAUCAAAAGGACCGAGUUCUGGCCAUAUGAUCCAGCUGUCCAAACGAGAGCAGGUGCAUUUACUGACACUUGAAGAUGGGAAUCAACCAGAUCAGCUUUCUGCAGACCCGUCUUUAGCUGUGGUCAAUGGCAAUGAUGUGACUGGUAAACAAGAACAGCUAUCUCCAGAAAUGGAAGAUCUAUCCAGUGGAAAUGGCUCUGGAAAAAAUGAGUUGUCAUUUGAGCCUGUGGUUCAAUCAAAGGAUGAUUCAUCUACGCCGAUGGAAUUAAGUCAUGGUCCAUCACAGCAGAGGAGAGAAGAUUUGCCUGGACCAAUGGACUUCUCUUAUGAUUCCAUACCCCAACCUGGAGAAGAUGUAUCCAAGUCUCCUGGGCCUGUACUGGACUUUAAAAAACCACCAAGGCCCUUUUCUGUUUUAGAAGCCUCACAAGAACAUCCAAGUUCAGAAAUUAUCAAUCGAGAUCAGGAUGUUGAACUUGAACAGCCACCAAUGCCGGUUUCCUUGGAGUAUCUUUCCUUGGUUUCUGGGGAAACGGAAUCCCAGGACUUUGUUGCCAUGCAUUCUGAUGAUCUUGAAAGUGGUGAAGAAAUUCCUUCAUCAAGCACGGGCAAACCACAAGAUCCUGUAAAUGAUGGAAAUGGACCAGUUAGUUGUUCAUCUCCAGCUGUUACUGCUGAAAGUUCACAGCUAAAUGAUACAGUCGCAGUUCCUGAGGGAAAUAGUUCAAAGGUGCCCAAUCAACCUGCAGGAUAUGAUCAGCAGCCACAACGAGCUGCUUCACAAGAACUGCGCCUGUGUGAUUCUCAGGGUGAUUCACAGAUCCAACAGGUCCUGGAUAAGGCUACUGUGCAGUGUCAAUCAGGUACAUCUCAGGGGAAUAUCCCGAGUAACCAAUGCUGGACAUUGAAUAAUAUGCCACAGCCGAUCUCCAUGUCUGGAAACCAUCCCCAGGCGUCUUCCUCACCUGUUUCUUAUUCUCAACCAAGUAUAGCUCAACAUUCUGUGAACAAUAGCCAGCAAAUUGGGCUGAAUCCCCAUCACGAAGCAUUGAAUAAAAAAUCACGACACAUCUCUCUAUCAGAAAACCACGCUCAAAUGUCUUCCUCACAUGCUUCAUUUUCUCAACCAAGUACACCUCAACAUUCUGGGCAGAGUAGGCAGCAAAUUGGGCCCUUACACCACCAGGAAGCACUGAAUCAAACAUCGCAACACCAUUACCAGCAGCAGCAUCUUUUGCACGGCCAGUAUCAGCAAAAUCAGCUGCAAAUGCAACAGCCCUACACUAGUAUACAACAGCAACAGAUGCAUCCACAUCCAAGUCAACAGCUGUAUCAGCAGCAGCAGCUUAUUCAGCAACAGAGUCAGCAGCAAACACCUCUACCGCAACAGCAACAGUAUUUCCAGCAAAUUCAUUCUUCACAAUAUCAACAACAGCAAUAUCUUCUGCACCAGCUACAAUAUUUACCACAGGUACACCAACUAUGGCAACAGCAGUUUCAACAGCAAGCACAACAGAUGCAACCACAGGAAGGCCAGCAAACGCAGCAACACUUUCUGCAAACACAGGAGCAGCUGGAGCAAUAUCGUCAGUCCCAAGAACUUGCAUACCAGAUGCAACAACAUGGUUAUCAACUACUCUUGCACCAGUACCAAGUACAUCAACAAGGAUAUCAGAGUAUGCAACAACAACAACAAUGGCAACAACAGGGACAUCUCCAAUUACAGCAGUACUCUCACCUACAACAGCAGCAAUGUCAUCAUCUGGAGCAGCAAACAGAUGAGGAUUACAAUCAAACUCAUCAGGGUCAACAGGUUGUGGAGCCACAUUCUUCAGGAACUCCUGCUCCUGCUUCUGCUCAUGAAUCAGAAUCACCAGAAACUGCAAGGCAACCACAUUCUGCAGAAAAAUCUUGAUAUUCUGUAUCCCCUUAUAGGCGGGCCCCUGCUCAUGGAAUCUCACCUUUACAUAGUAUGGGCACAUUGGCAUCAGAGGCUUCUUCAUUUUCAGGACAAAUUCUUCCAGAGAUCAGUAAGAUUGGAGUAUGUUUGUGCCCUAGAGUCGCAAAUGAAAGUCACAGAGAAAGGAAAAGGUGUUGAGAUCAAAAGCCAAAGAGGUUGUUACUUCUCUGUGUCUAUCACGUAUUUUUAGAUUUUGUUCCAGGACCUCAAAUGUAUCUCUACUCAGUGGUCUAAACUGCCCUCUCUUUGCAUCUAUCAUAUGAUCAAAGUUUGUUUGAGUCAAGAUUGGUUUUGUCGCCAAUGGAUUGAAUAGGUCAUAAUCCAACUUGUUAAACUUAAGUAGUUGUUGGUUACACUUUUUAUGGCUUAAAUUGACAUCUUAGGGUGUCGAAUAGAUUGGUUGAGUGAUGUGG